This is a messenger RNA of Spea bombifrons (plains spadefoot toad), 1295 nucleotides long. It is a transcript of the gene DUSP22, whose product is annotated as dual specificity phosphatase 22. Gene Ontology annotation, biological process: regulation of cell population proliferation; positive regulation of JNK cascade; transforming growth factor beta receptor signaling pathway. Gene Ontology annotation, molecular function: protein tyrosine/serine/threonine phosphatase activity. The transcript has 7 exons. The coding region runs from base 247 to 876 and encodes 209 amino acids. The record is from RefSeq and is a predicted model, not a curated record. Lineage: Eukaryota; Metazoa; Chordata; Amphibia; Anura; Pelobatidae. Gene Ontology annotation, cellular component: cytosol.
GCGGAUCCUGCCUGAGCAGAAAGCAGUGCUAGCUGCUACACACUGAUCACUGAAGAGCCCCUGAUCCUGCUAUUAGAAGCCUCCCUCCAUUCCAAGAAUUCGAGCUGACAAGUUAGAUCUCUUUAACAGACAGGCACACAACACUGCCCAUCUAUAUACAUGACCUAGAAGGAUCUGCCCUUAGGAACAUAAUCAGUACAAGCUUUGCUUCCUGUUGUGCUUGUAAGUGCAGCCCCAGCUACAGCAAUGGGUAAUGGAAUGAACAAGAUUCUUCCUGGGUUGUUCAUCGGGAAUUUUAAAGAUGCUCGGGAUAUUGAACAACUACAGAAGAAUAACAUUACUCACGUUCUGUCAAUACAUGACAGUGCCAGGCCUAUGCUAGAGGGUAUGAAAUAUCUCUGCAUUCCAGCAUCCGAUUCACCACAUCAGAACUUGACACAACAUUUUAAAGAAAGCACAACAUUUAUCCACGAGUGCAGACUGAAAGGGGAAGGCUGCUUAGUUCACUGUUUGGCAGGAGUUUCCAGAAGUGUAACUUUGGUAGUUGCCUAUGUGAUGACAAUCACAAGCUUUGGAUGGGAAGAUGCCCUGUCUGCUGUACGUGGUGCAAGAACGUGCGCCAAUCCCAACAUGGGAUUCCAGAAGCAGCUUGAAGACUUUGAGAAACAUGAUGUUCACCAUUUGCGGAAAUGGCUUAAGGAGACUUACGGUGAGAGCCCAUUCCUUGAUGAAGAAGAAGCCAAACAACUUCUUGCCAAAUAUAAAAAACAUGAGGAAGAGGAGUCUCAGCGUGCUGGGAGUUCUGGAAGACAAUGGAGCAGCCACCUAACCCCACUCUCUUCCAUGUCUUACAGCAACUACACCACUGAGACAUAAAUGUAUGCCUCUUGUUUAUAUCUUCUGUCUGACACUCUACAAAGAUCACCGGUCAAAGUUGGUGAUUGGCACUAGAUAGGUCUUAAGAUCACACAGAAUUUGCUAUUUUAAAAUAACACUCGAUUUCCCAUUUACUGCUAAUGACAGCAGAUAUUUUGCAGAAUGUUUUCAGACUGGUGUAUGAAGGGAAGAGGGACAUUUCUACUACUAUCUUGUUUUCUAGGAAUCCUGGCACAUUAAAAUAUGGUGUGCUUUUUUUAAACAGGAGUCUUUUGAAAGCUUUGUUUGUGGUUAAGCACUGUUUUUCAGGUUUUUACCGUGUUUCAGUUUUUUAAUGUAUGGUUUAACGCUUUCUACCUCAACACACCAUUAUUUCAGUAAUGACCACUGCCCCUCUGUUGCAUUAAAGACAUUGACUU